Molecule: messenger RNA, 419 nt
Organism: Colius striatus (speckled mousebird)
Lineage: Eukaryota; Metazoa; Chordata; Aves; Coliiformes; Coliidae
Gene: CTXN3
Product: cortexin 3
Exons: 2
Coding region: 60-419 (119 amino acids)
Source: RefSeq, a predicted model, not a curated record
AUGACAUAACAGAUAGCAAAGUGCAUCUAAAUGGCUUCUACUAUGACCUCAGAAAAGUGAUGAUGAAAAGAAGGCAACUGUUUCAGCUUCUCUGGGUGAUGGAUGGAGAGAUAGUCACUGCCGCUUUGGUGCCAUCUACGAACAUGUCACCAAAUUCUAGCGUGACCCUGGAACAGAAAACAAUGUUUGCCUUUGUGAUUUUAUUAUUUAUUUUCUUGGGAAUCCUCAUUGUUUGCUGCUUCCGAAUUCUUCUCAACCCCUACUGGAGUAUGCCAACCUCAACCUGGGCUGAUGGAAUCAAAGGACUGGAGAAAGGCCAGUUUGACUAUGUGGAGGCUGAUUUAACACUGAUCAAGAAAGAAAAAUCCUGGAACAUCUCUUUGUUUUGUUUCUGGCUUACAUUUUUUCGAAUCUUGUAG